GUGGAAGAAGUAUCUUCUGUGGAAGUAUCUUUUGUUGACGUGACGGAUCUUGAAUCUUUCUUGACGUAUUCAGACGUAUUUGUAACCUUAAAACAAAACAAAUGAGUUGUCAAAAAUUAGAAAUAAAAUGGUGAAAUUUAGACAAAAGAGUAAAUAUAAUGAGUUCUCGUAUAAUAACCUUUUUAAUGGAAAAGACAGUGAGAGCGAAAGUGGAGAGGAGACUGAAUUAUUUGUAAAAAAUAAGUUGCAAAGAGUACAAUUUCCAACGAUAGAAAAAGUUGUGGAGGAUGGAGAUACUUUACAAGCGUUAGCAAUUAAAUAUCGAUGUUCUAUUGCUGAACUAAAACGAAUAAACAAUUUCCACAAUGAAAAUGAAAUUUAUGCUAAACGAGUGAUCAAAGUGCCUCAUAGACCUUUUACUUUAGCUCUAGCUGGUGUACAUUUGAGCGGUAACAGUUCACCCGAACUUAACAUAAAUUCUACAAGUAGUUUAAUAGAUAUUGAUUCUCUAAGUUCAAAACUAAUAGAAACUGUAAAGAUUCCGAAAAAAGAGAACGAAGUUAAUGAAAUUAUUUUUAAUAGUAUGAUUACACCAAAUCAAAAUGAAUCUCCUGAAUCGUCUGAAGAAAACUGUGAUGAAAAAGUUAAUUUAAUUUCACAAAAUACAAAGAAUUUAAUUGAAAAUGAUAUGGUUAUAUCAAGGUUAAGUUGUAACGGCGCCGAUGCAGACAUAUCUUGGAAGCUCCUUAUAACAUGUGUUAUCAUACUUAUCGUCGCUAUGCCUCUAAUUUAUGUGUUUUAUAUAGCGGAACAUCCAGAGUCCUAUCAUCAUCAUGCAUCGUGAUAAAAACUAUUUUUUACUAUCAGACGUUUUAAAAAAGUUUUUGUAAUAUUAAUUUGUUCUUGUCUAUUAGAUUGAAUAAUAUAUAAAUUAUUGUUUUUAAGAUGGCCAUUAAGUAUUGAAACUGUAAGAUUAUUAUUAGACUAUUCUGAGGUGAGUUCCGGGCUGUGCAAAACAAAACAAACCGAUUUAUGAUGAAAUCGUGGUCUUUCCAAAUAAAGACGGUUUUGUGGAAACUAAAAAUUUAAUGGAUAAAAUUUGGAGGAUUAAUAAAAAAUGUGUUGGAGGCAACAAAUUCCCUUCAAAAUUUGAAUUUUUAUUUAUUUUUCUUUUUAUUUGAGGAGCAAUUUAUAAAUAAAACACCAAAUCACAUUAGCUUUCUUUUAAAAUAACAAAAUUGUGG
Molecule: messenger RNA, 1244 nt
Organism: Psylliodes chrysocephalus
Lineage: Eukaryota; Metazoa; Arthropoda; Insecta; Coleoptera; Chrysomelidae
Source: the annotation of a GenBank genome assembly